UGGGAGACUGGCCUCUCUAGCUUUUGCCAUAUGACUGACACAGCACAGACUCAGCUACAACCUCUGCACCAAAUCAGCAUUUAGGGAGCCCACAACAAGGGGCAGCCAUGGACAACAAGUAUGAUGUGAUUGUUAUCGGUGGAGGCAUUUCAGGUCUCACAGCUGCUAAGUUACUUGUUGAGUCUGGACUGAAUGUUGCUGUGUUGGAAGCUCGUGACAGGGUCGGUGGAAGAACCCAUACAAUAAGGAAAAAAGAAGUUCAGUAUGUGGAUGUUGGUGGUGCAUAUGUUGGGCCAACACAGAAUCGUAUACUACGAGUAGCCAAGGAGCUGGGAAUAACGACAUAUAAAGUGAACAUAUCUCAACGCUUUAUCCACCAUGUUAAGGGAAGGACCCAUGCAUUUCAUGGAUCAUUUCCACCUGAUUGGAAUCCCUUUGUUCUUCUGGAUUAUAAUCAUUUAUGGCGUACUAUUGAUGAAUGGGGAAAAGAGAUUCCUGAAGAUGCUCCAUGGAAGGCUCCUCAUGCUGCAGAGUGGGACAAAAUAACAAUGAAGGAAUUUAUAGACAAAGUUUGCUGGACAAAGAAAGCUAAAAAGUUUGCUCAACUUUUUGUGAAUGUGAAUGUCACCUCUGAAACCCAGCAGGUGUCCUUACUUUGGUUCCUGUGGUAUAUAAAGCUUUGUGGUGGUACAUCAAGAAUUUUUUCUGUAACCAAUGGAGGUCAGGAGAGGAAGUUUGUUGGUGGUGCUGGCCAGAUAAGUGAGAAAUUAAUGGAACGUUUAGAAGGUCGGGUAAAGCUACAAAGCCCUGUGGUCAGACUUGAUCAGUCGGAUGAUACCGUUAUAGUAGAAACCCUAACACAUGAUUUAUAUCAGGCCAAGUAUGUUAUCAGUGCCAUACCACCAGGCCUUACUACAAAAAUUCAUUUUAAUCCAGAGCUGCCACCAACAAGGAACCAGUUGAUUCAACGCCUUCCAAUGGGCUCUGUUAUAAAAUGCAUGAUGUAUUAUAAAGAAGCAUUUUGGAGGAAAAUGGAUUAUUGCGGAGCUAUGUAUAUUGACAACGAAAACGCACCAGUUGAGAUCACAUUAGAUGACACCAAGCCAGAUGGUACAUUUCCAGCUAUUAUGGGUUUUAUUCUGUCCCGAAAAGCAACGGCACUAACACAUCUCAGCAAGGAAGAAAGGAAGAAGCAUAUAUGUGAAUACUAUGCCAAAGCCCUGGGUACAGAAGAAGCACUGCACCCAGUGCACUAUGAAGAGAAAAACUGGUGUGAGGAGCAGUAUUCUGGUGGCUGCUACACAGCUUAUUUCCCACCAGGCAUCAUGACCCAAUAUGGAAGUGUUAUUAGGCAGCCUGUUGGGAGGCUUUACUUUGCUGGCACAGAAACAGCUACACAGUGGAGUGGAUACAUGGAAGGUGCUGUUCAAGCUGGGGAGAGAGCUGCUAGAGAGGUAUUAUGCACAAUGGGCCGCAUUUCAAAGGAAGAGAUAUGGAUGCCCGAGCCAGAAUCUGAGGAUGUACCAGCGCUGCCAUUUCCGACUACAUUUUUGGAAAGAAACCUGCCUUCUGCCAAAGGAUUGGCACAAUUCCUCUGCUAUUCCACAUUUUUAGCUUCAGCUGCAGCUCUUGGGUUCUUUGCAUACAAGAAGGGUUUUGUUGUCCGAGUGUGAGCUCUAGGAUGCAUAGCCUAUUUCUGUAAUGCUGGAUAAUUGUACCCUACCUAAUAUAAUCAUGUUUUUCAUGGCUGACUCUGUAAUUUGUAUUGACUGUUAAUAUUAUUGUGGCUCUUUAUCAAGAGAUGUGCAGCAUACAACUCCUGUGACCCACAGAAUUUAGCCAACAGAUUACCAAACACUGAACCUGAUCACCUGAUGAACCUGUAAGGUGCUGCCUGCAGAAGGUAAAAAGCCAGUUAAAGAGUGUUUCUUGGCACAGUAUUUUGGUGUAAAGCACUGUAGGAUAGGAUAGGCCAGUGGGGCCAUAUAACACUCCUUUUUACCUCCCAAUAUUCCUCACUCCCAUAAUUUUUUUUAUUUGAUUUAUUUUAGAUUGUCAAUUAUACUAAUGUGUUAGUGCAGAGGGUAAUAUUGAUAAUAAAUGUCAAUGAACAAAACUGAAUGUUCUCAGUGGUAAGCUCUGUCAGCCAGCAUCCUCAGGAAGGCCACUUAAAAUGUAAAGAAUAAAGAAGGCAUUAGGCGCAGUAACUUAUAUCAACCAAGCAACAGGUAGCAUUUACUGGUCACCUCGUUAAAAAAAACCAUCUUAUUGAUUGCUAUGGGUUACAUUAACUUUGCCCAGAAAUAGUAAUUAUUAGGCAAACUUUAUUACAUAGGGGGUAUGAGGCUUAUCUGCCCUUUUCCUGCAGUAACACAUAGCAGUCAAUUUGGAACUGGCACAAAUUUGCAGCAUUACUUUAUUAAUCAAACCUUAACAUUCAACUGACACAUUAUAUAGUUCAUCUAAAAGCACCAGACUAUUACAUCAACAGUUAUCCUAUAAUCACAUGGGAGCUUGUAGUAAUUAUUCAAGGGGACAAGGAUCUGCAAUGGUGUUCUGUGUGUUUUUUAUAUUAAACCAAUCUGCAGGGGAGAUUUAGACAUCUUCCCCACAGCCACUGCUGGGCUGAUUCAUUCCCCGUGUGAUUGGUGACCAUUGCCCAUUUAUCAGCCUCUCACAAGGACUGUCAAGCUGUAGUCAUUAUAGUUAUGUCCCUAGGAAAUACUUGUCUCAGAAUUUGAAAAAGCAGAAAGAAAAAUGGAAAUAUAGUAGUUGAAACCCUUAAAAAGUGUAUCUUUAUUAGAAUACAAAAGGAAAAUAAAAUGUACUGAAUGCAAACCUUUAUUUUUUUCUCCAGAUUGAAUUAUUUUAGUUUGAUAUUUCUUAGCAAUGUCAGGUUAUAUUUUUGUACUCAAAAAAUACAAGAAUUAAAAAAAGAUUGGCGUUUUUUCUGGAUUCUUUGCUGUCCUAAUCAAAAAGCACCAGUCUUGAUAAAAUAAAUGAAUUAGUCCUCUACAACUGUCCAAGUUUGCCCCUCACAUCAUUAAUGUCUCAGCCAGGACUGUUGCUUUUAUACUGAUGUGUCAAAAAUGUGCCUCUUUUUAGGAAAACUUCAAUUAAGCAGCAUCUCAGAUGAGCUUUCUAUCUGCACUAGUAAAUGGACUGCAGGGAGAUUUGGAAUUCAUGGAACCAAUAGAAGUAUUUGCAGAUAAAAUCCAUGGAAAAUAGCAUUUGAGAAAGUCUUUAUAUAAUUUGUAUUAAUUUAAUUUCUUUAAAAUAGCGCUGGCGGGUAAGCUUAAUAACAUAGUGAAAAGCAUGCACCCCCAAAUGUAAUAUAAGGUACUAAGUUUGACCAGGAGCUGUAACCUACGGCAAUCAAUUAUAUGCUUGUAUUUAAAGAGUUGACUAGUAAAUUCUACCUGCUGAUUGGUUGCUAUGAGUUUCUGCCCCUGGGCAAACUUAGUGCUCUUUAUUACAUAACCCCAAUAGUGUUUAUCAGUCAGCUCCCUAAUUCACGUGUUACAUAGUAACUGAGCUUCAGAAAAUCUACCUUUCAAUCAAGUUUAAUUGUUUCUACAUUCCCCAGACUAAGCAGGGUGUUAUUUUAUGAAACAUUACAUUUAUGUUGAAUUUGUCUCGUCUAGGUAUGGAGAAUGGCAUUCAAAAAGUUGUUCCGUCCCCACUUUGAAAAUGUUUUCCAUGAAUGUAGCGUUUGAUUUGAGAAACAGAGGUAAAUGUUUAUGCAGAAGUUCACUGCUUGGACAUUCGCAAAAUAAGCCCAGAACAAGGAACAAAUGGAAAAUGCAUAAAGGGAAAAUUAGAUUGAUUUAUUGAUUCCAAGCCUUUAUUACACAAAAUUAUACUUGUUGAUUUAGCAAUUAUCAUAGUAUACAUUUUCUUCCUUUAAAUAGUCUCUUUGCUCUUAGUUCUGGGCUAAAUCCUUGUGACAAAUCAUCAUAUCAUAUCAUGUCAUGUGAGCACUUUUACAACUUUACUGGUCCCCACCCCUCCCACCCUGUUUCUGAUAUUACACGCACGUCAGCUAUUGUUCAGAAUGUCUGUGACCUGUUGUUUCCCUGAAAAAAAAAGUAUUUGUAUAAUGUGGAGCAGCAUACCUUGAGGCUAUCAAAAACAUUUUAACAUAAAAAACCCAGUAGAAUU
Molecule: messenger RNA, 4161 nt
Organism: Xenopus laevis (African clawed frog)
Lineage: Eukaryota; Metazoa; Chordata; Amphibia; Anura; Pipidae
Gene: maob.L
Product: monoamine oxidase B L homeolog
Exons: 15
Coding region: 108-1673 (521 amino acids)
Source: RefSeq, a predicted model, not a curated record